Molecule: messenger RNA, 3354 nt
Organism: Chara braunii
Lineage: Eukaryota; Viridiplantae; Streptophyta; Charophyceae; Charales; Characeae
Source: the annotation of a GenBank genome assembly
CCGCACAGGCAGCGACGCCUGGUCGUCGUCCGAGCACUUCUCCUCCCUCCCUGCGGCGCCUCCUGCAUGGCCGCCGCCGCGUCUUCCUCACUGGGCUACUGAUUCUCCUCCUGGAUCGCAGCCGGCAUCUCUCCACGUGGAAGGUGGUGAUUCCCAAUGGCCAACAGUUGUGUGGCCCGCUGUGGGUCAUCGCUAUCCAUUCAGGCUGGCGCUACCAGACAAGUCGGUCCUCAGGAGACAUCUGUUCGUGUGGAGAAACAGUGUCGGCCUUCUUCUGCAUGCUGUAUUGGUUAUGUCACCACUGACAGUGGUUCCUUGAAGUCCCGUGUGGCCAAGUCUGCAGCAGCGGCGCAGCACUCGCCAACCUGUUGCAAAAUUUGCAAUUCGACAAUCAGUCCAAGCCACUUGGCGAAGAAUCACAGUGACUCUUCGCAGAACUCUCUAACCAAGAAUGGCCAGAAGAGGGACAUAUAUCGCAAAUGUAUGUCCAUGCAUGUAGUAAACAGAGUGAGGCACAGUGUGAAACCGGCGGACCGGGCAGAUCGCAAGUCCAGCAAGUUUUGCACCAAUGUUUGGCUUGAUUCCCGACAUCAUCAGCACUGUGUGCGGGAUGAUGUGUCGAUAUGCAGGCGGGAAGUGGACACAGUUUGUUCGGUUGCUCCUCAUCGCGAUAGGCAUGCCGAGACAGGAGGAAGAAGCUCCUCGCUGUCAAUUGUAAGCCAUUGUCUCAGAACCAUGCCAGGCUGGUCAUCAUCAGUAUCCACUGUCCGCAAGUGGGGACACCUCGCUGUUGUCACUGCCGAGAUUACCUCUGGCGAUCGGCCACCUCCAUCCUCUCCACCGGCAGACACGGUGGAUGCUGACGGUCCGUUCCCCACAACGACAAUGACAACUGAGGCACCACCUGAGCUUCCAUCUGACCUGCAGUGUGUAGAGACAGGCAGCGGCGACGUGGAAUGUGUUCUUGUGAAAGAGGAUGGCAGUGUUGUCACAGCUAAGCGAUCCCCUGCGAUGAUGGCAGCAGGUAAGAGCACUGCAGCAAGCACGUUUAACGGCCAGUCGCUUGCGCAGAGUAUAGGAGAGGCCCUGCUUUUGAUAUCUCCAUUCUUUUUCUGGGGUACAUCUAUGGUGGUCAUGAAGCAGAUUCUUCCAAAGGUUGGGCCUUUGUUUCUUGCCAGUGUGAGGCUGAUUCCAGCAGGCAUGCUGGUAGUUGGAUUUGGCGUGUGGCAGAAGCGGAGGAUGCCAGCAGGUGCAUUGGCCUGGACGACGAUCAUUCUGUUUGCUCUUGUGGAUGGCACUCUCUUUCAAGGUUUCUUAGCAGAAGGCUUGCAGCGAACAAGUGCUGGGCUUGGAAGCGUCAUAAUUGACUCGCAGCCGUUAACGGUUGCAGUCCUUGCGACUUUGUUCUUCGGGGAAUCUUUGGGCCCUCUUGGGGUGUUAGGCUUGCUGCUUGGGGUCCUUGGGUUAUGCCUGAUAGAGGUGCCAUUGGAUGUGCUGCUUGGCUUUUUCAAAAGCAGCGUUACGUCGCCGGUAGCGUCCUCGGUACCGGGAAUUGGGACUGGAAUGGCAGGCGCCUUAUCUGAUGCAGUGGCUGGUGUUGUUGCCCAAGGCCCGGCAGCAGAAAUUGGUACCCAAGGAAGAAGCCUGUGGGAUGCUGGAGAGUUUUGGAUGCUUCUGGCGGCGCAGAGCAUGGCGGUGGGAACAGUGAUGGUAAGAUGGGUUUGCAAAUACAACGACUCGAUUAUGGCGACAGGGUGGCACAUGAUUCUUGGGGGUGCUCCUUUGCUGUUGCUGUCAUUGUAUAAUCAGGAACCAGUGCUCAGUGGUGGUGGCUAUGUCGCAGACCUUACCGCUGGCGACAUUGCAGGCCUCCUGUAUGCAUCUAUUUUUGGAAGUGCUGUCAGUUAUGGGGUCUUUUUCUACAAUGCAAACAGAGGCAGCUUAACAAAGCUGAGCUCACUCACAUUUCUGACGCCUAUGUUCGCUACACUCUUCGGGUAUUUGUUUCUCGGAGAAGUACUCUCUGAAGUACAGUUGAUUGGAGCUGCAACCACACUUGUUGCUAUCUCACUUGUAAAUAGUCACCCAUCAAGUCCUGAUUCCGAUGAAGCCGUGCUCUCCAAAGAUGAUUGAUUGAGUGGUUGACUGAUUAAUCAAUCAAUUAGCUGAUUGAUUGAUUGAUUGAUUGAUUGAUUGAUUGAUUGAUUGAUUGAUUGGUUGGUUGGCUGGUUGGUUGGUUGAUAGAUUGAUAGAUUGAUUGAUUGAUUGAUUGAUUGAUUUGAGGGUGUGAUCGGCAUUGCAAUGUCCGGUGAAUAUCCUUAAAUAAAAGGGUAUGCCCUCUCCACAUAAUUGAUCGUUGAAGGUUUUUUUAUUUUUAUUUUUUUAAUACUGAUCUCAAAACUAAUGCCACUGUUUCUUCUUUUUUUUUUUCUCUUCAGAAUUAUCACUUUUAUUUAAUUUCCUGUCAACGUCAGUUGAUGUGCGGCUGUGAUCUGAUGGUGUUGAGCCUUGCAUAACUCCAUUUUCACUCUGAUACAGCCACAACUGUUUGAUUGGAACAGAUGAAAACAUAUAAUUAUGUUUUCAUUUAUGUUUUCAUUUUCUAAAUCUCUAAGUAAUUACGUCGUAGUCGGCGUCAAGCAGACAGAAUUUGUGUCCCGGUCUGACGGAUAGUCACAGCCACAGCUUAGGCACCCUUUUGGUCAUUUGUGGCUGCUGCUCAUCAGGUUCCCAUUGACUAUCGUUGUUCGUCGAUAGCUUGGAAAGUUCCUUCUUUUUUCUUUUUUUUUUCAAAAUUCAAAGUUCAUUUCUCAGAUACCUGUUGGUUUGUCAAAUUAAACGUAUUCGCUGUGUUAAGUUUUGUUAGCAUACCCUUUAUUUUUUAAAUGAUAGUUAUUAUUAUGAGUAGAGCUGUCAGAGGACUAGAACUCUUGGAAAAAGAAGCAUCACUCCACUUACUCCACACUCGACAACAAUAGAAACACUCGCGAAUUUCUUAGCGCUAAGAAAUUUCUUAGCCCUUCUACAGCGCUACAUAAGAAGGGUAUGAACUGUAGAAGGGCUUUAUUUUUUACAUAAGAAUUUCUUAGCCCUUCUACAGCGCUAGAUGGCAGUGCCAGCUCGUUCUGAUGGUUGGGGAAGGAGGCACACUCGCGGAAAAAGAGGACGGAGCGGGGGUAGGACGGAGGACGCUAGAAAACCUGAGUGUUGCAGGCUGUGAACUGUAUACAAAUUGAGACUGUCCCCCUUCGAGAGCGAGCGCUUUCUGACAGCUCUCGACGGAAGGGUGUUGUCACGAGUGCCAGAGUACUAUAGUAAGUGGAGCGAGGAGUUACUCUGGAAACUUGGAGCGAG